Psylliodes chrysocephalus is the source of this 336-nucleotide messenger RNA. NCBI's taxonomy places the organism in Eukaryota, Metazoa, Arthropoda, Insecta, Coleoptera, Chrysomelidae. The record is from the annotation of a GenBank genome assembly.
AUGAAAAAAAUAAAAGUUUUAAAAAAGAAAUUCAUCUUUUCAGAGGAUUAUAGUAGUGAUGAAGAUAGUUUUGGUGAUUUUCAUAGCACUUCCUCUGAUAAUGGUGAAAACAAAAUAGAAGAGAUGAAUCAGGAAAUCGGCUUCUUAAAUCGAAUGCAGUUGGACUUAUCAAAACUAGAUGUUGGUGACUGGAUUGUGGUCAAAUUUAAGCAGAAGAAAGCCAUAAAAAUGUAUAUGGGACAGCUGACAGAGAAAGAACCAUGCCUGGUGACAAAAUUUUGUUGCAGAUUUGUAAUACCUACCACGUACAAGCUGUCCAUAACAGCUUCUGUGUAG